Molecule: messenger RNA, 4667 nt
Organism: Bolinopsis microptera
Lineage: Eukaryota; Metazoa; Ctenophora; Tentaculata; Lobata; Bolinopsidae
Exons: 9
Coding region: 17-3889 (1290 amino acids)
Biological process (GO): adenylate cyclase-activating G protein-coupled receptor signaling pathway; cell surface receptor signaling pathway
Cellular component (GO): plasma membrane
Molecular function (GO): G protein-coupled receptor activity
Source: RefSeq, a predicted model, not a curated record
AGGAAAUGCGAGGUGUAUGGACGGAGAGAUAGUUGGUCUUGUCUAUGAUGCACCACUUUGUGAUAUCAUAGACUUGAACGGAUUCGAGAAUCUCUCUGGAACAACUGCCGAAAUCAUUAAUGGCAACGACGGUAUAUUAAAAGAUAUGAACUUGGAAAGGACAGUGAGCAGUGAUGACGCACCGUUCACUUUUAAAUGGUGGCAAAGGCAAGGGAUCUACAAAGUUAUCCUCUCUGCAACAAGCACUGACAUCUCCAUUGCAGGGUGGAAGGUGUACGUAAAAGACACAAGUGCCCAAAAAUCAGAUGCCCAGUACAAUAACCUGACUGAAGAGGUCCCAUGUACAGCCGGUAACAAUUCUAGUGAAGGUACGGAUAGUUACGAGUUCGUCUGCCAGGAAAGACUUGCUGCAACAGAAGUCAUCAUCAUGUGGGAUCGCCAAUCUGGGUCAGGAGGGCUUGCUGAAGUUGUCGUGGUCGGAAAAACUUGGGCAACCUAUCCCUGCGGUUUGGGAUACUACAACACAGACACUGGUACCCACAGUGACACGGCAAGAGAUGGCUGUAAAGUUUGUGAUGAUGGUUCACACGACGCACGAACAGACUUCACUUCAGACCCAGAACAAGCUAAAGCUUGCACCCAGUGUGACAACAAAGAGAAGAAGAUCUUCUACACGAGGACAAUAUACCACAAGAAGAUGAACGAGUGUCAGUCGUGUGCUGCUCCGACAGUUAUCCUCGCUGACAAAGGAACUUGCGUUAAGUGUCCAGCUGGACAGGAAUAUUAUGCAGAAGGCGUUGAUGCGGACUGCAACUAUCCUGCUAACCCUGAACGAGCGUCUGCCACUGCUGUCGCUGUAACUGAUCCCUCAACAUGCACCAAAGUUGAAUGUAGAGAUUGCCCGGACGGAACCCGUAACACAGCAGAGAGUUCGGACUACUGUCACAGCUGCACUCAUAUGAAGGAGUACACCACGGACAAAAUAGAAUGUCUGAUGUGUGAUGUGGGCAAGAUACGAGAUAGUACUGGUAAUACUUGUGAAGACUGCCCUGCUGGUGAGAGACGAGGGAUAUCUGACAACGACUGUAUUCCAUGUGAUUCUGGAUGGAUGUCUGCUGCUGGAGCGUCUGUUUGCACAGAAUGCCCCGUGGGUCAGUACGAAGUUAGUAUGACAAGUUGUGAGCUGUGUCCUGCAGGGAAGUACAAUGAUCAGACAGGACAGUCAGGAGAAAGCAGCUGUAAAGUCUGUGCUGAUGGAACGGUUUCUAACGAGGAAAGAACAGAAUGCACAGCUCCCUGCAAUCCAGGCUGGUUCUCGCAGAACGGGGGAUUGGGACCCAACUGCAAACCUUGUGAUGCAUCUGAAUACCAACCUUACUUUCAACAAACUCGGUGCAUGUCUUGUGCAGGAACAGUUACCCCAGAUAGAACCCAGUGUGAUAUACAGGCAGGUGCAAAGUGUGGUGCUAUCAAAGUUAAGAUAUCAUGGUUGAAUGGAGGAGAAGAAAUAGAGUUUCCUGAAACUUCAGCAGGAAGCACUGGUAUAGUAAGCUGUUCGGGCACAGAGAAUGAAAGUCAGAAAAUGUACAAGAUGUGCGAGGCUUCAGGUGAAUGGGACUCGUACACCAACACAGAAAGUUGUAGUACCCCUCUAUCAAAGUACACUCAAGAUGCAAAAGAAAUUGCCGAACUAUCGUUUGAAGAAAAUAAAAAAGAGUUGGGGAAAGCUAUGGGCUCAAUAGCUGAAAUUGGUGAUGAAGUGAUCCCGUCUCCCAGUGAUGUUGGUAACAUAGUCGACCUUCUUUCAGCGUGCAAAAACUACAUUAAAGACUACUCAUCUGAAGAGGUAGAGGAUCUCAGUUUGAGCAUGGCAAAAUCUAUGGAAAUCUUGAAAAAAGGUGAACCUGAUUUUUUAGCUGAUGAAAAGAAAUCGGAGAUUAUAGACAUUUUGGAGACAAUGUCAAAGUCUUUAAAAGAUGACAUGACUAUCAAUACCAACUCGAUUGUUAUGCAAUCUCUCACUUCAUCAGAAGAAGAACUGUCCAUCAAAGUCCCAAACACCGCUCCCCCCAUCACACUCAAGUUAGGAAACCAAAAAGGGAAAACCACCAAGCUUGCAGUCAUGGACGAAUCCUACAAAAGUAUCCUGCCAAUACCCAAGACUCCUAACACAACCGUAGGUUCCUCUAUAGUGUCGCUCAACUUCAUGAACACGAACAGCGAAAUAGAAAGAAACGACCUGGACUUCUCUUUGAUUUUCCAGGAAAAAGAAGUCCCCAAUCUCCCCGGAUACACCACCAAGAGAGAGUGUGGCUACCUGAACAUCUCAACUAACGAGUGGCUAACUGACGGCUGCACAACAACUCUCCAACAAGACAAAACCUGCACCUGCACCUGCACCCACACCACUAGCUUUGCAGUCCUGCUCAGCCCGACUAAAGUAACAGACCCAACCCAGGAUGUUAUUAGCUAUGUCAUGUUUGGGAUAAACAUAAUCUUCCUGGUUCUAACUUUCUGUCUGAUAGCCCCGUUCAAGAAGCUCCGAAGCAAACAAGUAGUACUGAUCCAGCUGAAUCUCAUCCUAGCUCUAAUUCUAGGUAACGUAUCAUUUACAUGUCUCUCUGCUUCCACUAAAAUCAGUGUGGACGAGGCUGGAAACCCUCUUCUGUCACUGAACACGGGAUGUGUUGUAGGGGUCAUCAUCACACAAUACUUCUUAUUGUCAGCACUUUGUUGGAUGGGUUGCACUGCCUGGACCUUCUUCGGGAAGAUAGUGAUGGCAUUGAAGAGCUACGGAAAGAAAGACAAGUUUUUUAUUCACAAGUGCACAGCACUAAGUUGGUUGUUUCCCCUAGUAUUCCCAUUGGCAGCCUUCUUAACCUCACUUUCAAUGAACGGGGAUGACUACUCUGUACCUUACAUCGGAGCAGCUAGAAAGAACGGGACUAACUGCUGGGUUGAAGAUCCGUGGAGGUUUCUGGGGUUUAUGGUGCCAGCAUACAGUAUCCUUCUCUUUAACUGCGUGUCUUUUGUAAUGAUAGCCAGGGUCAUCUGGAAAUCAUCAACCUCUGGUGGUGGUGAUCCAAAGUUGGCGAAGACUGCAAAGGCUAUGGCGUUGGUAGCUGUAUCAGUUGGGUGUCCGUGGGUUGUAAUAGCUCUGGCAGUUGGUCCGGGAGCUGUGGUCAUGCAAUAUCUCUUUAUUGUGAUGACUGGCCUCCAGGGACCUCUGUUGUUUAUUGGCAUGGCACUUUUGCAAGAAGAUGUCUGGGGUCACACCCUUGCUUUGUUAGGUGUGGAGCAAAAGAAGGGAGGUAAAGCAAGUGUUACUCAGGCUUCUUCUGCUGUGUCAAACUGUUACACAACUACUGCUCAAAAUUACACAACUGACCCAAAAGAAGAUGAAGGUGUCAUCUAUGAAGAUGUUGAAAACGGUCCGAAGAUAAUUGAAAAGGCAACAUCGACGGAAGAGGGAGAUCAGGUUCAAGAGAAAAAUAAUGAGAUAAAAAUAGAUCUUAAGGACGCUGAGUAUGGUAAUGAAAACGAAGAUGUGAUAAGGGUGCAAGGAAAUGGUAAAAUUCAAGAAGAAGCUCAAGAGAAAAUCAGUGAAAAAACCGAAGAAGUUCAAGAGGAAAACAGUCAAGAUACUGAUGACUAUGAUGAGUACGAUAAGGGCAACAAUGAAAACACUGGCAAAGAAGAAAACAUUGGGCAAGAAGAAAACGGACUUGAGGGUCAAGAGAAAAACAGUGAAGAUGCCGAUCAGCUCCAAGAACCAAAAAAAGCUGAGGUUCAGGAUAUAAAGGGUGGUGAUGCUGAUCAAGAGGAAAGCAAAGAAAGCCAAGCAAACUUGACGUCCCAGUUAGGGUUUAUGUUCGAGACGAAGCUGUAGUUUAAAAAAAUAUGCUGUAAGUUUUAUUUUAAGUUUUGGCAUUCGGAAACUGUUCUAUAUAUAAAGCUAAUAUUCUUUAAAGUUAAGCAAAACAGUAUUUUAAAACAACCAUCACUAUUAUGAAUAAAGGUUCCAAGGAAAUUAUGUCAUUAGUAGAGAAUUUAAUGUAGGCUUUGUUUAAAUGAGAAUAUUAGCUGAAGCAACGCUGUUGGUACUUAAAUUGCACUUUAAGUUAUUAAUGAAGUAGCUAUUGAGGUACUAAGUAGUAACCUCAGUGCCUCAUUAAUAAGCUUCCCUUCCUCUUAUUUCAAAAUGGCUGUACUGCUUAAAACUUGAACAGCUGAGAACCUCAGAAUUGUUAAUAAUUUAUCAUACUCCUCAUCAGUCGCCAACCGGUUAUGACCAUUGGUGAUUGGUGAUUGGUGGACGGUGUGGUUUAUGAUUAAUAAUGAUGCAGUGUGAGUGAGUGAAUAACCAACUGCAAUGUAUAUUUUAUCGUCGAUUUUAUCAGCUUGAUGUAGAGCUCAUAGUGGCUUGCUGUAUAUUUUGUUGCAUGGACUUUCUGUUUUUUUAACCUGUUCCGCCCUAUUUUUUGGGAUUUUAUAUCUGUUGUCUUUUUAAAAUUUAAGUUGUAAUUUUCAAGUUUUUAUAUUUCAUUUUUCAGGCUAUCCAUUAUGGCUAUUUAUUUAUUUUUUGCAAAGAAUAGAUAAGAAUCGAUUAAACGAUGAUUUUGUCAACUGAUGCAUGUAGAAUUAUGUACAAAUGAUGAUUUUUUGAA